Hemisphaericaspora subhashii is the source of this 921-nucleotide messenger RNA. RefSeq lists its product as uncharacterized. Bases 1 to 921 code for a protein of 306 amino acids. NCBI's taxonomy places the organism in Eukaryota, Fungi, Ascomycota, Pichiomycetes, Serinales, Debaryomycetaceae. The transcript has 2 exons. The record is from RefSeq and is a predicted model, not a curated record.
AUGGUGACCAACUCGAAAUGUGAGGAUACAUUGAAUUACUUUUUCGAACAAACUAAAGAUUACUUGAAGAACGGAAAGGGCUUUGUGGUUGAUUCUGAGAUUCAAAUAAUGAAGGCUAUUAAAAAGAACCUCCCCAACAAAAAAUUCCGCUUUUGUCCCAUUUCAAUUAAUCAAGUUCUUUGUCAAGCUUGGAUACGUAAUGGAAACAUCGCUGUCUUAUCUCAAGUUUCAUUCCUUUAUCAUUUUUUUAAUCUUGUUUCUAUUAGUAAUAAAAGGGAAUUUAACCAGGAAUGGCAGCGUCUUAUGAUGCAUUUUGACAGAGAACCAAUUUGGAAAAGAUAUCUUGGUGGCUGGUACCAAUCGAAGGAACAUUGGCAACAUUCAUAUUCGCAAUUACCAAUGGAAGACAAUCAGUUUGUAAAUCUGUAUCAUCUUAAUCUAAGGGACAGCUACAUUGGUAACUUUGAAUGGAAACAUUUUACAAACCUUCUUCAAGCACUAGGUGAUUCAAUGUACUAUAUCCAAUCCAUUUCAAUGAAAGUUAAAGCAAAUGAAUCUCCUAGACUUUUGUCCAGCAUUGAAGACAUUCUAUUGCAAGAAUUAAGAAAGCUCAACCAAUUACAGACGAUUCUUCUAUCCGAAUCCAAUGGUAGUAAUGUCAUUCUUUUGAAGACAGAUUCUUAUACCUUUGAACAUAUUUUGAGGCAUAUUAUCAAUAAUGAACAUGUGGAUGAAGAUGAUCUCAUGCUAGAACCAGGUACAGAUAGUUAUUUUUUUCCAUAUGAGUACAAUCCAGAUAUUAUGAAAGUCGAGGCUGCUCCCGAAGAACUCCCCAUUCUCCCAUUGCAGACUGAUAUUCAAGAAGAAGAUCCUGCAAGUGGUUUUACGCAAAUAAUUCGAGGAGAUUUUGAAGAGAAGUAG